Molecule: messenger RNA, 3096 nt
Organism: Polypterus senegalus (gray bichir)
Lineage: Eukaryota; Metazoa; Chordata; Cladistia; Polypteriformes; Polypteridae
Gene: ptpn9b
Product: protein tyrosine phosphatase non-receptor type 9b
Exons: 13
Coding region: 75-2141 (688 amino acids)
Biological process (GO): protein dephosphorylation
Molecular function (GO): protein tyrosine phosphatase activity
Source: RefSeq, a predicted model, not a curated record
CGUCUGUACUCCGUUCAUUCAAAACGAGGCGUGGGGCGGAGCCAGGGCAGUGCUGCUUCUGCUGCAAGUCCAAGAUGGCGGAGGGUCUGACAGCCCAGGAGCAGCUGACAGUAGAAGAGUUUUUCCGAGAACUGAAGAGAAGAGAGCAUCCCAAUGUUGUCUUAGUGUCCCAGAAAACUGCUGUGAAGUUUUUAAUGGCAAGAAAAUUUGAUGUUUCUCGUGCCAUUGAUUUGUUCCAAGCCUAUAAAAAUACAAGAUUAAAGGAAGGUAUCAAUAAUAUUAAUCCUGAUGAAGAGCCCCUAAGGUCAGAACUUCUAAGUGGCAAAUUCACAGUUUUACCUGGAAGAGAUGCAAAGGGAGCUGCUAUUGCCCUGUUUACAGCCAGAUUACACAGACCUGAUAUAACCACACACAAAGCAGUACUGCAGGCUAUAAUUUAUCAACUGGACCGUGCAAUUGAAAGUAUACAAACGCAACGUGAUGGUUUAGUUUUCAUCUAUGACAUGACAAGCUCAACCUAUGGAAAUUUUGAUUAUGAGCUUUGUGUGAAAAUAUUGAAUCUCCUCAAGGGUGCAUUCCCAGCAAGACUUAAAUGCGUUUUUAUUGUCUCUUCUCCUCUGUGGUUUCGUGCACCAUUUGCUGUCCUCAGGCUAUUUGUAAGGGAGAAACUUCGGGAAAGGGUCUGCACUGUGAAGUCUCAUGAAUUGACCAGCCACGUGCCAAUGGAAUCAUUACCCGAACAUCUUGGAGGCUCUUCAAAGUACAAUCAUAUAGCCUGGAUCCAAGCUUGUGUAAAUUCCAGCCAAAGCCAACAGAAUGGAGAUUGCUUGGACAGUCUUUUUAACUCAUAUACGUUGGAUCAAAAUCCUAGCAGUGAUGGACUGAAUUCCAAUUGCACUGAUCAGACAGUGACUGAUAACACCAAGCACGCACACAAUCGUUGCCAUGAAAAUCGGACUAGUAAUUUUCAUAUGAACCCUAAUAGUUUGAGCAAUUUCCAGCAUUGGAAUGGGUCUGUAGUCCGUAUGAACUAUGAAGGCAAUGAAAAAGGAUCAAGUGCCAACACAAACGAUCGAAAGCCUCCACCGCAGUCUGAAACACCUCCAGACACGCCUUUACACAAGCAUGCCUCUGCGGAUCUAAACGUUCCCCCACUUCCUCAAAAGUCCAGACCUUCUCUGACUGAAUUGUCCAUCCAUAUCCCAGACAGUGGUGGAAUGAAUGUUCAGGAACUUGUACAGUAUGUUAAGAAGAAGAAAAAGAAAGGAAUUUAUCAGGAAUACGAAGAAAUUAGGAAAGAGCCACCUUCUGGAACAUUUGAGUACUCCAAGAAGACAUGCAAUCAAAUCAAAAAUCGGUAUAGUGAUGUUCUCUGUUUGGACCAGACCAGAGUUAAAUUAAAUCCGGUGAAUGAUGACGAUGAGAGCUCUGAUUAUAUUAAUGCAAGUUUUAUGGAUGGAUAUAGAAGAAAAAAUACCUAUAUUGCCACACAAGGGCCUUUGCCAAAAACAUUUGGAGACUUCUGGCGUAUGGUAUGGGAACAAAAGGUUUUAAUUAUUGUAAUGACAACAAGAGUUGUAGAACGAGGUAGAAUAAAGUGUGGGCAGUAUUGGCCACUUGAAGCUGGAAAAGCUGAAGAAUAUGGGCAGUAUUUAAUUAGAAAUAUGCGUAUAGAGAUGUUUCAAGACUUCAAGCUCUCUCAUUUAAAAGUUUACAACAAGGAGGCAAAAGAAAGUAGAGAUGUUUCUCACUUUCUUUAUAUGAGCUGGCCUGAUUUUGGUGUUCCAAAGAGUGCUUCAGCCAUGUUGCAUUUUAGAGCUCAAGUUAAGACUCAUCAUGAGGUGGCAGUCCAGGCCAUGGGAUCAGAAUGGAAUCCUCCCAUAGUUGUGCACUGUAGUGCAGGAAUUGGAAGAACAGGUACGUUUUGCACUCUGGACAUCUGUUUGUCCAGGCUUGAAGAUAUCGGUACAGUGGACAUCAACCAAACAGUGAAGAGAAUGAGAACUCAACGUGCAUUUAGCAUUCAAACCUGGGACCAGUAUUAUUUUUGUUAUAUGGCUAUUAUAGAGUAUGCCCAAAGAAGAGGCUUACUGGCUCCUGUGGAGUGGUCCGACACAGAUUUGGAGACGGACAGUGAGUGAGUGAAUGAGAAAAGUUUGGUUAAGACACCGUGGUGUACUUGUUGAUACUGUUACAUUUAUGAUAUAUUGUUACUUAUCAGAUCUUCAGUUUUAAGAGCUUAGAAUAAAAAGCACUGUAAAACUGGUGUCUUAUAAAGUGUAGCAUUAAAUUGGUAAAGAAAUUGCACAUGGGAAUGACAAACUUGAAACCAACAUAUUGUUUGUUUUGUUUUUGUUUCACACUUGUGCUUGAGAAGUGUACAAUGGAAAACUUGAAUGGAUGAUAAAAAAAAAUGUUAAUUUGAAGUUAUAAAUUAUGGCCUCUGUACAGUAAAAUUUUGUGUUAUUUGUGUUUUUUCUCUUUGUCUGAAUUUUUUUUCCUUCCUUUAAUUGUGUUUUUGUACUGUUCUCAGUGAUUGUUUCUUGCAACCCAAAAACCAAAGUUUGUAUCUGCUUUGCUCACAUGGUCUGUUAACAGUUGACACAAGCUCCGUAUAAUGAUGUGUCAUAUUUGUAUUCAUUAUAGCAUUUGUGACAGUCUGAUAUUUAAAUCAGCAUAACAAAAAACUUCUUUAUUUUGGGCUGACAUUUUUAAAAGCUGAAAAUGUCACAUUACUUUCUGUGGGUCACUAAUUCAUGCAAAUGGCCUACCAGUUUGUAAUUCACAUGUAUAAUAAAUUGGCCUUAACUCUAGUCUUUCAAGCUGCCGUAAUAGAAACAUUUAAAGACACAGUUGUUCACCUUGACACUACACAUUGCAGUGGUUUGUCUAGUGACCAACACUGCCUUACAUAGAUAUAUAGAUAUAUAUAUGUAUAAAUAAAUAAUAUAUAGACAUAAUAUGUGCCUUCAACUUGCCUGUAGAACAUUUGUCUAUAAUGCAGACUAGCAACUGACAUAUAUUUGCGUUAAAGGUUUGAAUAUGUUUGUAAUCUCAGGGGUAAAGCUUAUUGUUGCUAGUUUUUUUUUUUUUUCU